AUGGGCGCAGAGGGGGAGUCUGCAGACGGCUCCACCGGUCAAAGCCAAGCCAGUGAGGCGGAGCCGGACAUGGCAGCUGGUUCCGCCGCAGCGGCGCCGGCAGUUCCUCGGCCGAGCCUGUCGCAAGCCUCCCAAGAGCAGCCAGAAGCCGCCGAAGAAGAGGUGCCCCGGAACCCAAACGGAGACCCUCUGAUGUAUGCAGCUGCCAGCUCGACCCCGGUACUACGAGACUGCAACUUCGGCGGCCUGAUCUGUGAGCUGCUCGUGGUGGAAGCCAUCCGGGAGUACUUGCAGUUCCAUGGCCUCCAGGACACGCUGGAUGCCAUGGACCGCUGUCUGGGCAAAGCCAGGCUCCCUGGGAUGGUACAGGCUCCGACUGGACCACCAGAGGCCCAGGAGGGCGACGCAGCUGGCGCAGGGGCGGAUGCCGCGUCUGAGGCUUUGCUGGAUGGGCACACCGAGCUGGCUGUCGUCAAGGCCCUCCGGGAGUUUGAUGAUGGGCACAAGGAUGCUUUCUUUGAUCUCUGGAAGCACCUGGUUCCCCCUGACUCCGCGAGCGGCUCCUUGGGGUGUUCCUUGGAACUUCGGCUGCACGUCUAUUUUGGCACCUAUCCGACCAGGAAGGCGCUCGAAGAUGCCGUGGGGAAGGAGCAGCCGGAUGGGUCUCCCACUCCGUCUGAUCCUGACUUCACCGAUCUGAAGGCAUUUCUGGCCACCAGGCCUUCGGCAGGCGCUGAUGCGACGCAGCAGAGCCUCUCUCCUCUGUAUGCACUUCCCUUCGUCCCGCGGCCUCAGCAAAAUGCGGCGCUGCGAUUUAUUUUCGAGGAGCCAUGGUCGCAAAAACUGCGAACAGACCUCCAGGCCUUUUUAAUGGCGCAUGCCAGCACGCGGCAUGCGCCUUUCUUGAGACACUUGGCUGGUGCACUCAUCACCACAUCCUGUCCAGCCGCGUCGCCACCACAUGCCAGUUGGCACGAGAUGCUCAGAAUCGCAGACAUGGGCUUGACAGCUGCCAGCCAAGCUAUGGCACGGAAUCAGAUGUUCGGAAAGCCAGGGUCGCAACAAGGCCAGCAGCAGUCUUUGCUGCAGUCGGUCGGGAGUUCCGAGCCGCAAGAUCCGGCAAAGCUCGUUUCCUGGCUCAGUGUCGCGGGCAGGCUCCAGCCCGAGCUGCUGAAGCAGGCGCUUGAUGCUCGACGGAGACUGGGCAAGGUGGCCUGCCAGCCUGAAGAGGCUCCGGCGCCCACGCCGCAGGACAUCCCUGGGUCUAUGCGCCCUUCCAUCCAGAGCCUCCUGCGGGCGCAGAGCUGCGACCUCGAUGGCCCACAGGGUGGCUCCAGCCCGAGCCAGGGAGUUCCCGUCUACCAGGAUCGCCUGUGGCCGAUGUCACGCGAAGCCCUCCGGGCAACCUCUGCUUCAAGCCUCAAUGCUUCGCAAUCCAACAACGUCAAGAGGCUCCACUCAGCGAGGAGUAUCGAGUCGCGGGCUCGUACAGCCACGGCGCUGCUUCCGGUGCCUCCGGCACUUGACUUUGGGCGAAUAUCUUUGCUCAUCGACGAAAAGGAGCAGGGCGAGACACCCCCACUGCUGGCUGUGCUGCGGGCAGUGUUGAGGCGACUGGCGCUUCCCGACGAGCCCAUCCGUCCCCGCCGAGCCUUCCUCGCAGCCUUUGCGUGUUUUGGUGCCCUCCGGGCGCUUGCGGUGCGGUUGCGAGAGAUGGUGCAAUCCGGAGAUGCUCAGCUGCUGGAAAUGUCCCUGGCCGUCAUGGGCGUUUGUACCUGUGAGGUGGUGGGCCGUCGAGAGAUCGAAGCAGCAGAGGCCCAGGGCAGCGGAUGCAUCGCGACGCUGAUCUCUGUGGUCAGCUCGCCAGAUCGAAGCUUGGCGCAUAUGCACUGCCUCGCAGUUUUGCAGCGGCUCUCGCUGAGAGGACACCUGCAGUCCAAGAUGAUCCAACUCGGUGCUCUGGAUGUCGUCCUCAAGCUGAUUCAGUCUGUGCGAAAGGUGGAAGGCGAUGCAGAAAGCAGCGGCAGCGGCCAUGGAUGGUGCCGGCUGGGCCCCGGCGAGGGGCCGGAGACACCGGACUUUUCUAUCGAGUUCACUUCGGCUCUCCUCAUGAACCUCACGCUCCGGUCUGCCGGAAGACGCCGGUGUGCCGAUCUCGGGGCGUACGGCAUCCUGGUGACCUUGAUUGAGCAUCCGAACCCUCAGGUCCGGACGCACGUCAACGGGACGCUCUACACCCUGCUUGGGGUCGGUGCCAUUCGCGCAGAGGCGCAGCAGAAGGGAGCCGAGGCAAUCUUUCGAUCCGCGCUCAAGCGUGUUGGACCGGACAACGACCUCCUCCAGAGGCAGUUGGAGUUCUUGUUGCACCAACUGAGCCGAACCGCCAGCGAGAGCGAAAGCGAUGGCGAGGACUCGGAAGAAGAAGCGGCAACGGCAGAUCCGAAGCUCGAGGGCGACGCCGACGAUGGCGACAAUUUCUUGGAUGAGGAGGAGCUUGCCGCACACUUCCACCUCACCUACACGAGUGUUGCACAAGGUGAUGGCAUCCCGCAGUCAGAGAUAGACGCCAACGCCGAGAUUGCCUCUGCUGAGGCUGCAGCAGCGGAAGAGGCCCUUCGUUGCUUCCGGGCCAGCGCCGCUGUGGCUGAUGCGCAGCAACGACAGUUCCAUGCCUUCAUUGCCCGAAGCUAUCGGAACUUGAUGUCGCCGAAGAGGCGUGGGCACUCCUCUGACCGUCUGAUGUCACCCUUGUCUCCGCCGAUGUUAUCGCCGACCCCUUCGCCGGAGCCAGGAUCGCCGUUCCUCCACGAGCCGCCUGCGAAGCUGCCGGUGAAGGCAUCUGCAGAGGCGAGCGGACAGCUCCCGGAUGCAUCACCCGGCGAGAAGUCGCCUGAUGCGUUGGGAUCACUCUCCCCGAGCACUGGCGAUGAAAAGCCACAGUCGGCCUCACCUGCACCGGCUGCUGCAGACGUGCAGGCGGCCAGCGGCCUUGGCGAGGCCCCGGCCAGACGUGCAGAAGGAGCUCUCAUGAAAGCCGCGGAGCAGGCGAAGGGCCCAAGACGGCCGCGCGGAGGUGAGACUGCUGCGAGCCAAGAGCGGCCGACCUCCAGGUCGGAAGCUCAAGGGCCCGGCAGCCUUCCUCAAGGCGGCCGUGGCGGACGAACUGGUGCUUCUCAAGGACGUGGACGUGGCAGAGGACGCCAGGGUGCGCCUGGUUCCGUUGCAAAGUCGGCAUCGUUGCCUCCUGUGCCUGAGAGCAAGGCCAGUCCUGGAGGGCGAGUCACGGCGCCUUCGAACCAGCCCAGUGCUGUGAGGUCGCGCUCCGAGGCUCCGCGUCGAACUGCGCAGGCUCAAGCAGCGGCCGCUGUCGAAGCAGCCACGGCGGUUGGCGAGGACCGCGGUUUCCGCAGGCCGAGAAACGGGCAAAGCUCCGAAAGGCAAGCAAGCAAUGCAAAGGAGUCCGGCAGUCCCCAGCUGCCGCGGCUGCCGACGAAACGACGCUGA
Molecule: messenger RNA, 3504 nt
Organism: Symbiodinium sp. CCMP2592
Lineage: Eukaryota; Dinophyceae; Suessiales; Symbiodiniaceae
Source: the annotation of a GenBank genome assembly